CACCCAUUGGUCUUCGGCAGCUGUGCAGUGCAGAUCUGCACUCCUGGGCUUCAGCACACACCAGAGUGGUUCACGUGUUUUCUGACGUUAUAACGGAGAGUGGAGAGAGUUGUUCGUGAGUGAAGAGUGCCCAGCCUGCAACUGGACCUUCUCUUCCUCCCUUCUUCACCAACAUCUCUUGGGACCUUCUCUUCAGGUCAGAACCUGCACAUUAAGCUUGGAACAAGAAUCCAUGGAGCUGGGCCAUCGAGCAGGUACAACCACUUUGACCAGGGCCCAUCUGAAUAGCAAGGAAGGCCAGCAGGACACGGACCCCAGGAGAACUGCCCACAGCCCCUUGGAGACCUCCAAGGCCAAGUGCCAGACCCCAGUCUCCCCGCAGGCCUCCCUGAACCAAGAAGGCAGCCCCCAGGGCCAGGCCUACCCGGCAGGGAUCCGGUCUCCAGGCUCAGCCGUCAGCAAGGACGCCCCUGGGAUGGACUCCCGACCUGGGUCAAUGAAGAAGGGCGACAACAGAGCCUCCCCGAGGGAGAGCGGGGCCACUAUCCCAGAGGGGGCUCAGCCAAGCCAGGGGCUGCAGGAAGGCCCCAACCCCGGGGCCACGGGCCAGAAGAGCAGCGUCAUUCCUGACAACAUUCGCCACAAGUUUGGGAGCGACGUGGUGGACCAGCUGGUCACCGAGGAGCAGGCUCGAAAGGCCCUUGGGGAGGUCGUUGAGGGCCAGAAGAGGGCAAGCUCGUGGCCCAGCAGGACCCAGAGUCCCGCGGAAAUCGCCUCCAUCUUCUCUGACUACUACGAUCUGGGCUAUAACAUGCGGUCAAACUUGUUUCAAGGGGCCACCGAGGAGAUGAAGAGCCUCAUGAAGGCCUCCUACACCCCCGAGGUGAUUGAGAAAUCCGUGAGGGACAUCGAGCACUGGCAUGGCAGGAAGACGGACGAUCUGGGACGGUGGCACCGGAAAAACGCCAUGAACAUGAACUUGCAGAAAGCACUGGAUGAGAAAUACGGAGAAAAGAGCAAGGCCUCGAAGUUCUAGCUGCGACCCGGAAACGGUGCCCUCGACUCAAGAGGAAGUGCUAACGAUAAAGCUAACAAUAAAGAGAAAGGCACAGAUCUAAACCCUC
Eptesicus fuscus (big brown bat) is the source of this 1124-nucleotide messenger RNA. RefSeq names its product testis expressed 33 (gene CIMIP4). The coding region runs from base 233 to 1036 and encodes 267 amino acids. NCBI's taxonomy places the organism in Eukaryota, Metazoa, Chordata, Mammalia, Chiroptera, Vespertilionidae. The transcript is spliced from 7 exons. The record is from RefSeq and is a predicted model, not a curated record.